GAGCCUCCCUGCAAGUAGAAGCCCAACAGCAGAGUUCUGGCCUUUUGCUGGUCAAGAGUGCAUUGGGAGAGCUGAGUUCAAGUCCUCCGCUCAUUCCCAUGAUGCUCACCGGAUGACCUUGGACCCUUCAUUCUCCCGCAGCAUAUCCCUACCUCACCGGGUUAUUGGGAGAAUUAAAAUAUCGGUGGGAAGGAACCAUGUGAGCUGUUUGGAGGGAAAUAAAUAGAUGAUGAUAAUAUAUACAAGAGAGAUGGCUUUGUGGCUGAAGCACAAUUAUGGCAGUUUGUAGGCUAAGGCCUGGCUUGGCCUGGAUGCUGGACAGCCUCCGCUGGAACAGAGCUUUCCUGGCACCUUUACCAUGCAGAAGUUGCAGCCACACUUGUUCCUCUCCGGCAGAGAAGCAGCGCACCUAUUGGCAAUAUCUGCGGCGCAAAGUCUUGAAACCUCCCACCCCACCCUACAGCCACGUCUGCCAGGUGGGGGACCCCAUUCUGCGCUCCUUGGCUGCCCCCGUGGAGCCCUCACAGAUUGCCAGUGGUGAGGUGCAGACCCUCAUCCGUACUCUGGUUCGCGUGAUGAGGAAAGAACAAUGUGUGGGUCUCAGUGCUCCUCAAGUGGGCGUGCCACUCCAGAUCUUUGUGGCUGAGUUCCCCGAGAGGCUCUUCUAUGAGCACACCCCCAGCAUGCGCCAGGCUUGCCAGAUGGCCCCCUUCCCCCUGCAUGUGGUAGUGAACCCAUCCAUGAGGGUGCUGGACUCCCAACUGGUCUCUUUCCCCGAGGGCUGUAAAAGCAUCAGUGGAUUCUCUGCUUGCGUCGCCAGAUACCAAGCCGUGGCAGUUUCCGGUCUGAAUGAAGUUGGGGAGCAGUUUAGCUGGCCGGCAAGUGGCUGGGCAGCCCGCAUCAUCCAGCAUGAGAUGGACCAUCUGCAGGGUGUGUUGUAUAUUGACAAGAUGGACAGCAGGACCUUUGUGAAUCUGCAGUGGGAACAGCUAAAUGAAUGAAGCAGGACUGGGCCCAGGGGGGCGGGAAGCGAGAGGCCACUUUUUCUCUGCCUGCUGUUCCUAAGUAUGUCCAAACCAGUGAAAGGGGCAAUAGAAAGAGAAGGUGGACACUUCCAAUGUGAGGGGGUUCAAUGAUGUUUUUACUGCUUGACAUCUUUACUUUCCCUAUUUGUGGCAUGAGGAGAGGAAGCUGGGCAGGUAAGCUGGGCAUAAGCAUGCCCUUUCCCCACCCCACAUGGUGCUGCAGGAGUUUUUUGGGGUUUUUUUUUUGGGGGGGGAAUACUAAGAAAGCAGAAGCUGUUAAAGGGUAGCAAUUCAGUAUCUUUCAACUGCUGCACAGCAUUCUCUUGGCCAGUGCACUGUACAGUACCUUAAAGGAAAAUGGCUUUGUCCAAUUUCAACCAGUGGAAGCUCCAAACAGAACCCCUCCAAAGCAACCCUAAACAACUUGAUCAUCUACUAAUGGAGCCUAUCUCCAGCCGCUCAUUUGAGGUGGGGGGGGGGGCAAAAUUCAAGAAGAAAAAGCAGUGAGAUGGCCUUCUCCAACUUCUACCUUGACUAGUGAAGUAAGCUAACAUGCGGGAAGGUGAGCAAACACUUGUUAAAAGCAACAGACACCAACUAAAACUGCAUAGCAAUUCACAAUAAAAAGGCAUUGACCACCUCUUCACCUGUAAUACCUCGCCAUGUUUUACUUCACAACAUAAUACGUAACUGUAUUUUAGUAAUGUUUUAAGUUGUCUGUUUUUGCUUCAGUCUUCUGUACACCGCUUACAGAUAUUUUUAAUAGAUUAAGCAGUAUAGAAAUUAAACAAUCAACUCAUAAAAUAAA
Molecule: messenger RNA, 1833 nt
Organism: Podarcis muralis (Common wall lizard)
Lineage: Eukaryota; Metazoa; Chordata; Lepidosauria; Squamata; Lacertidae
Source: RefSeq, a predicted model, not a curated record